Molecule: messenger RNA, 1626 nt
Organism: Impatiens glandulifera
Lineage: Eukaryota; Viridiplantae; Streptophyta; Magnoliopsida; Ericales; Balsaminaceae
Product: protein DETOXIFICATION 49-like
Exons: 1
Coding region: 1-1626 (541 amino acids)
Biological process (GO): xenobiotic detoxification by transmembrane export across the plasma membrane
Cellular component (GO): membrane
Molecular function (GO): antiporter activity; xenobiotic transmembrane transporter activity
Source: RefSeq, a predicted model, not a curated record
AUGUGCAUACAAACUGCCUCAGUAGGACCUCUCCCAUGCAAAUGCAGUCGUCUAGAACAUGAACAUGAACAUGAAGAACAUCCUUAUUAUUAUUAUAACAAUAUGUUUGAUCCUUUCAUUCCCAAAACCCACAAACUGAUCGACUUCUCUCUCUCGCUAGCAGUUCGAGAAGCCAAAUCUAUAUUACAAAUAGCCUUCCCCAUGAUCCUAACCGGUCUCCUUCUCUAUUCCCGCUCCAUGAUCUCCAUGCUCUUCCUCGGCCGACUCGGCGACCUAGCCCUGGCCGGCGGUUCACUCGCUCUAGGCUUCGCAAACAUCACCGGCUACUCCAUUCUCUCCGGCCUCGCCAUGGGAAUGGAACCCAUAUGCGUCCAAGCAUUCGGCGCCAACAAAUUCUCUCUACUCGCCAUUUCUCUACAAAGAACCGUUCUUCUCCUCCUCUUUACUUCCAUCCCAAUCGCAUUUCUCUGGUUUAAUAUCAAGACUAUCCUUUUAUUCUUCGGCCAAAAUGAAUCCAUUGCCAUUGAAGCUCAAUCUUACCUUCUCUUCUCCUUUCCUGACUUGUUUGCUCAAUCUCUUCUCCACCCAUUACGAAUUUAUCUCCGUUCACAGUCCAUCACUCUUCCUCUCACGUUCUGCGCUUCCAUGGCGACCAUCCUCCACCUACCGAUUAACUAUUUGCUUGUAUUUCAUCUCGGAAUGGGUACAAGAGGAGUCGCUGUGAGCUCUGUUCUAUUUAAUUUCAACAUGGUUGGAUUCUUAAUACUGUAUUUAAUAAUCUCGGGCGUUUACGAGAAGACAUGGACGGGAGGACUGUCAAUGCAAUGCUUUAACUUUAAAGAAUGGAAGUCACUGCUCUGUUUUUCUCUCCCGAGCUGUAUUUCUGUUUGUUUAGAAUGGUGGUGGUACGAAAUCAUGAUUCUUUUAUGUGGGUUGUUAUCGAAUCCCGAGGUAACCGUGGCAUCAAUGGGGAUUUUGAUUCAAACGACCUCUUUGAUAUAUAUAUUCCCGUCUUCUCUGAGUUUCAGCGUGUCAACUCGAGUUGGAAAUGAGCUGGGCGCCGGAGAACCGGUGAAGGCGAGAAGGGCAGCUAAUGUUGGAAUUUGUUGUAGUAUUGUGAUGGGAUUGGUUGCUCUGUUUUUCACGACGAUGGUGAGGGGUGUAUGGGCGAGGAUGUUUACAAGUGACGGGGAAAUAGUGGCGUUGACGGCUAUGGUUCUGCCUAUAAUUGGGAUUUGUGAAUUGGGAAAUUGUCCACAGACGACGGGAUGUGGGGUGUUGAGAGGGACGGCGAGGCCGGCGGUGGGAGCGAAUAUAAACUUGGGGUGUUUUUAUGGUGUGGGUAUGCCGGUGGCGGUUGGAUUAGGGUUCUUUUUGGGAUUUGAGUUUGAAGGGUUGUGGUUGGGGCUUUUGGCGGCGGAGUUGUCGUGUGCGGUUGUUAUGUUGUUGGUUUUGUGGCGGACAGAUUGGGAGCUUGAAAUGGGUAGAGCAAGAGAACUUAUUGGAGAGAGAAGUGGGGAGAUUCAUGAUGAGAAAGUUGAUUAUAAGGAAUCAACAAGGAUCGAAGAAGAAGAAGAAGAAGGUUAUGUCAAGGAAUAUUCUUCUUCUUGUUCUGAUUUAGUCUAG